UUGCAUACAUAAGUUACAAUUUUUUGGCCUACCCUCUAUAAUGAGGACAAUACCAUGUGAUCUCUUACAUGCCUUUGUCUCCUAAUAUGUCCCAUCUGAUAGCCUUCCUCCACCAAUCAUUCAAGUAGCUACAUGUUUAUAACAUAUCCUUCCAUCUAUAUAAAUAUUCAUGGUUGCAAGCAUUUAGGACCAACACAAUUCAUUCACAUCCUCAAGCAAUAAGAAACUCAAAAGCUUGUAUCAUAUUUACAAGCCAUUUCUAAGACUGGUCUUUCAUCAACUCAUACAAAAAUGGGUUUUCGUUUUGCUGGUAUCAGAAGAAAGCUAUCAUUUAAUUCAAAUCAAGCAUCUUCAAAGGCUUUGGAAGUCCCAAAAGGCUAUCUUGCUGUCUAUGUUGGAGAGAACAUGAAGCGUUUCGUGAUUCCCAUUUCGUAUUUGAACCAGACUUCAUUUCAAGAAUUACUAAGCCAAGCAGAAGAAGAAUUUGGAUAUGAUCAUCCAAUGGGUGGUCUCACUAUUCCAUGCACUGAGGAAGCCUUCUUGGACCUCACUUCUUGCUUCAACUGACUGUAUGUAAUUCUAAAGGAGACUGACAUAGAUUAGUUGAGACACAAUUUUGUAGUGGAAGCUGGUAGUUAUCAUCUCAGUGAGAUGCCAAGGAUGUAAAUAUCAGAAUUUCUUUUCACAAUUUCAAUGAAUUUAUACACUUCAUCAUUAAA
Messenger RNA from Arachis stenosperma, 719 nucleotides. RefSeq names its product auxin-induced protein 15A-like. The record is from RefSeq and is a predicted model, not a curated record. The transcript has a single exon. Lineage: Eukaryota; Viridiplantae; Streptophyta; Magnoliopsida; Fabales; Fabaceae. Gene Ontology annotation, biological process: response to auxin. Bases 292 to 567 code for a protein of 91 amino acids.